AUGAGGAUAUGGGACGAUUUACGUGACAUGAUGGAGAACCCAGGUCUGGUAAGACCUUUGAAGAACACACAACUGGCUGCGCAUGCGCCACCAAUGUGGGUGCUUAUUUCACUUAUCCGAGUCGGACAAGCUCAAGCAGUGUUUAAACCAGUUCUGUCUGUGGAGCCGAAUUCACCUCAAAUAUUCAGAGGAGAGACGGUUACACUCACAUGUAGGAUUUCAGGAGGAAAUGGACCGUACUACUGGAACAAAGAUGAUCAUUAUAGUCACAGUUCUGCUGAAAAUUACUACACUAUAAAUGUAGAUCAGAGUCACAAAUACAGAUGUUACGGGUCUGUUGAUGGACGGACAACAACAUGGAGUAAUGAAGUGACUCUCUCAGUGAUAGAGAGACCAAAAGCCGUUCUGACUAUGCAGCCUGAUGGACAGAUAUUCAGUGGACAGGAAGUCACUUUCACAUGUGAAAUACGAGGACAUGCAGACACUGAGUGGAUAUACAACUGGUAUAAAGAUGGUGUCCAAAUACUCUUCUACACUGAGAACAGUAAAUAUUCAUUCACUGCUGUAGAAUCUCUCAGCGCUAAAUACACCUGCAGUGGACGGAGAAGAAAUGACUCUCAGACCUCAGAGACCAGCAACGCUGUUACACUCACUGUGUCAGAUAGAAAAGCUCCACUGUCGGUACUGAAGCUCCUCAGCAGUGCAGUAGCGGCCUCUCCGUAUGUGCUGGUGACCAUCAUUCUGGCAGUGAAAUGUUACAGAGCUCGAAGUAAAACUCAGUGUUCUUCAUUAGCCAUAAAAUUAAACCCUGACAUUUAA
Molecule: messenger RNA, 819 nt
Organism: Ictalurus punctatus (channel catfish)
Lineage: Eukaryota; Metazoa; Chordata; Actinopteri; Siluriformes; Ictaluridae
Product: Fc receptor-like protein 5
Biological process (GO): cell surface receptor signaling pathway
Molecular function (GO): transmembrane signaling receptor activity
Source: RefSeq, a predicted model, not a curated record